AUGCCGCGUCGCAGUCAUCGAAAAGUCACACCAAUUGAAGACGAUAGCGAUUAUGGGCCCAGUGACGGCAGUGUUAAAAGCCCGGCUUCUACGAAACGCCGGAGAACAGAGACGCGUGAUGUCACGGAAGCUCCCCGGAAACCGCGUCUGGACAACCCAUUAUUCGAUUCUCUCGCCGAUAGGGAUACUCCUCUAGAGGACGUUGUUGGUGGGACAGUAAGAAUGCUUGAAUAUGACCCCAACAACGGGCUGUUAGAUCUGCUCAAUUUGGUUGUCAAGGCUGCGGGAUGUGCUACUAGCGUGCAACUGACUGCCCCUGGUGCUGCUGCCACUGAUCUUGAGGCUGCAACUAAAGGUUAUGCCCCAGCUAAAUAUCCACUCACUUCUGAUCGUGAUUUUGCACGCCGCUACGCCGAUUUUUUCGCCACAAUGGUCCCGGAAUUGGCGGUAGGUGAAAUCUUAGGGACACAGGAUAAACUCGUGAAAUACCUUAAAGAGUUUUCCACGCUGUCUCUACGCUCAAUUCGUCACGCGGCGUCGGUGGCUUUGUUUUCAUUAGCUUGUGAACUCGCAACGGUAAUUACUGACCUGGAAUCUACUCUUGAACGAAGAACUAGACACGUUACGGAGUUACAAUCUCAACUUGAUCAAAUCGUAAAGCUACGUGAUAUGGCUUUGGCCACUACUUCUGAACGCGUAAAGGAUGUGUUUCCUCCUAUUCGCGAAAUAGCGGCUCGGGCUUUGGCUGCUCUGGACCCUGCCCAACUCGGUGGGCGUUUGUUGAACGAUGAGGUUGCAGCAGUGCGUCUGGCUGCUCUGAAGGGGCUUGUUCCUCAAACCCAGGCGCAAUGGAAACGUGUUUUGGAAAUUGCUCAACGUGAUGUUGAUACAAGAUGUCGAAAACAAGCUCUCAAAGUUCUGGUGGAUGGGCCUCCGACUUUGGUCGACAAGGCUAAGCAGCUAGUGUUCGACGCCGAUGCGUCCGUAAGAAUUGCUACUGCAAGUCUCGCCAUUGAAAUAACAGGGCAACCAUCAGCAAAUUAUGAAAAGUAUAAACUUGAUCCUGCAUGGGGUGUGCUGCAGGAAUUGGGUUCUUUGAAUCCGACGCCAGAAGUAGCAGAGUCAAUGGCUAAAGCAGGAAAAUUUACGUUCAAAUCUGCAACCAGCUUUGCUUUAUAUGAUUUUUCAAGAUUAUCAGUCAGGCCUGAAGAUAAGAAAUGGGCUGAUGGCAUCCAAGUGCCACACGCAAUUCUUCCCAUGGCCUUGGGGUUCGGUCGCAGUGAAUGGGAGGAGCUGCAGCCGCGUGGAAGUACGAGUGACGAAAAACUAGAGAAAUGCGGUAACUUUGCAGCUGGAGUUUUGGAAACUGUGCCUCGCCUAUUAUCUGAAUACGACCAUGACGAGGAGCGCCUUCCCGACGCUGUCCAGAUCUUUAUGCUAGUAGACCUGGCUGCGGUUGCACGAAGAGGUCUUGAAACCGCAUACGAGGAGGUUCUUGCCAAAAUCCUUCGGACAUUUGCUGACCACACCACUAAAAAUAUGGCAGUUACAAUUCAGCAGGUACUAGCAAAGGCACUGGACGCCGACUCACCCGUAAGCGCUGCCGCGAGUGCCGAGGCACAAAGCUUUUACGACAAACUCCGCAGUAGCCAGCCCCCCAAUUUGCUGGCUAUUUCGUCUCUUGCCCCGUACAUAGACAUCUCCGAUAUGGCCGAGACGGAUUUUUGGGCCACCAAGUCAGAAGGAUCAGUCGCGCUCGCUCUAGCGCUUGGCACCUUUUACCCAACAGUUGCAGCAAAACACGCCGCGCAACAUCUUUCAACUGCCAACGCUGUUGAAGAACUCUUGAGCGUCUACAUCAUCGCGUCUGUCCAACAAGUCGCCCUCCCUGAGCUUCCAAAAGUGCCUCUAUCGGAUGUUUCGGAACGUACGCUUGCAGCCGCAAAGGCCGCACGUGUGAUUUAG
Wickerhamiella sorbophila is the source of this 1965-nucleotide messenger RNA. Its product is annotated as Cohesin subunit psc3. The record is from RefSeq and is a predicted model, not a curated record. Gene Ontology annotation, biological process: sister chromatid cohesion. Gene Ontology annotation, molecular function: chromatin binding. Gene Ontology annotation, cellular component: cohesin complex; nucleus; chromatin. The transcript has a single exon. The coding region runs from base 1 to 1965 and encodes 654 amino acids. NCBI's taxonomy places the organism in Eukaryota, Fungi, Ascomycota, Dipodascomycetes, Dipodascales, Trichomonascaceae.